CAAAUAUCAAAUAUAAAUACUUCCACUUUACACGCAGACCGAAUCAUUUCAUUUGCAUAAGUUUUGCUGCACCUCCCUUCUUCAAGCUUUGCAGGCACACUGAACCGAGUUCAUUUCUUGAGCUGAAAACCUGAAACUGAAGCACUUGCAGAUGACAAUGGAAGUUCGGGGAGGAGAUGAGAUUCAUAAUUGUGCGAUCAAGCUGAGAGAUAAUCCUGAGAAAAGAAGAGACAAGGUUUACAUUGGCUGUGGGGCUGGGUUUGGAGGUGACAGGCCUUUGGCAGCUCUUAAAUUGCUACAGAGGGUCAAGGAGCUGAACUAUAUCGUGCUUGAAUGUCUAGCAGAACGUACUCUUGCCGAGAGGUAUCAAGUUAUGGUGUCGGGUGGUGAUGGUUAUGACUCUAGGAUUUCUGAUUGGAUGCGGUUGCUUCUACCUUUGGCUGUUGAGAGUGAAACCUGCAUAAUCACCAACAUGGGUGCAAUGGAUCCACAUGGCGCACAAGAGAAGGUUAUAGAGAUCGCCGGCAGCUUGGGGCUGAACAUUUCUGUUGCUGUGGCUCAUGAGGUUUCUAUUACAAACACAGGUUCAGGAUCCUCUCAUGAGAAGUCAUAUAUCAUGGAAGGUGGUAUUAGCACGUAUCUGGGAGCAGCUCCAAUUGUCGAAUGUUUGGAAAAGUAUCAACCAAAUGUAAUAAUUACUUCACGGGUUGCAGAUGCUGCCUUAUUUUUAGCACCUAUGAUCUACGAACUCGGUUGGAACUGGGACAAUCUGGAGCAGCUAGCACAGGGGUCUCUGGCAGGCCAUCUUCUAGAGUGUGGCUGUCAACUAACAGGAGGCUACUUCAUGCAUCCAGGAGACAAAUCUCGAGAUAUGUCUUUAUCUCAGCUCCUGGAUUUAUCACUUCCUUAUGCUGAAAUUAGCUCUGAUGGAAAAGUAUGUGUGGCGAAGGCAGAGGGUAGUGGUGGAAUUUUAAAUAUAAGUACUUGUGCUCAACAACUUCUGUAUGAGGUUGGAGAUCCAGGUGCUUAUGUUACUCCUGACGUGACAAUUGAUAUUCGGGAUGUUUCAUUUUACCCGUUAUCAAGUUGUAAGGUUAUCUGUGCUGGAGCAAAACCAUCUGCAGUAUCAGUGCCUGAUAAACUGCUGCGGUUGGUUCCAAAAGACUUCGGUUGGAAAGGAUGGGGAGAAAUAUCGUACGGCGGAUAUGAAUGCGUUAAACGUGCCAAGGCUGCAGAGUUUCUGGUUCGAUCAUGGAUUGAAGAAGUAAUUCCUGGUGUUAGCAGCCAUGUAAUUUCAUAUAUAAUUGGGCUUGAUAGCUUGAAGGCAACCAGUCUUAGUGACAAUGCUUCAUCUCGGAUGGUUAGCGACAUCAGGUUACGCAUGGAUGGGUUAUUCAAGCUAAAGGAACAUGCAGUCCAAUUUAUUAGAGAGUUUACUGCUUUGUAUACAAAUGGACCAGCUGGUGGUGGUGGUAUCAGCACCGGACACAAGAAAGAGAUAAUCCUUGAAAAAUAUUUGGUCAAGCGGGAACACGUACUAUGGCGGACUGCAGUAAAGCACACCAAAGCGAUAGAUUCAAGUAAUUUAGGAAUCCGAGUUGAAGGUGGCACAAAUAUCUGUCCUCUGUAUGAGUCUGCAUUGCCAAUGACACAUUCUAAUGAAGUCAAUUCUUCUACAAAUUUGGAUAACCGAUUUUCUGGCAGUGCAAAAUCUCCUGCUCCAUCUGGUCGGAAGAUUCCACUCUAUGAUGUAGCACAUGUCCGGGCUGGAGACAAAGGAAAUGACUUGAAUUUUUCCAUCAUCCCUCAUUUUCCUCCAGAUAUAGUGAGAUUAAAGUCGAUCGUAACACCCCAGUGGGUAAAGCAAGUGGUCUCAGCCCUUCUAAACUCGUCUUCGUUCCCAGACAUGGAUGCUAUCAACGAAAGAGACAAAUGGAUCCAUGAAAAUGUAAAGGUGGAAAUUUAUGAAGUUAGGGGAAUCCGAUCACUAAAUGUUGUGGUUCGGGACAUUCUUGACGGUGGUGUAAACUGCUCUAGAAGGAUUGACCGACACGGAAAGACCACCUCAGAUCUCAUACUGUGCCAGCAAGUUGUGUUGCCUCCAUGGUUGGGUCGUUCCAAUACUCUUAUAGCAUGAUUUCCUCUAAUGGGGUGACUUAUGAUUUAAUUCUUGUAUUCUAGAGUUGAAUGUGAAACAUUUUGAUUCUCAGAAUUCUUGGUUUUGAUGAUUUGUAAGUUAUGUUUUCAUUCAGAUAAAGAGAAAAAGAGUCAUGUAUUCCAACUUCUAGCAACGUAUGUGCUGCUGAAGAAUGGAAAAAGUUCCACAUCGAAAAAUUGACAAAAUAAAAUACGAUGUAUAAUGGUCUUAUUACCAAAUUGCACUGAGACUUUUUAUAAUGAAA
Molecule: messenger RNA, 2402 nt
Organism: Pyrus x bretschneideri (Chinese white pear)
Lineage: Eukaryota; Viridiplantae; Streptophyta; Magnoliopsida; Rosales; Rosaceae
Exons: 15
Coding region: 152-2137 (661 amino acids)
Source: RefSeq, a predicted model, not a curated record